AUGCCUUAUAAUACUCGACAUGGCGGUGGACGUGCAUUAAGAAACACACAAUCACACCCAAAUUCUCAAUCUUCCCCACACUCUUCAGAACCUGACACCGACAACCCAGAAUCUAGCGACGAGGAGCAAUCGGCUGACAAAUCUUCAGGCGUUGAAAACACAGCUACAAUCAAGAUCAAAAAGAAGAAGAAAACCCCACUACCAACCCUUCAGAAUUAUCAUGAACUUGGCCUUGAAUGGGGACAAGUACGAGCCGACAGGAUUCUGGGCCGCCAGCCUCACAUCAAGCCUCGUGUUUCCAAAAUCACUCUCUUCGAAGCUCAAGCUCUUCAAGCCCAAUAUAAUCUUGAUAAGACGAUGUUAUGUAUAGCUGAAGGAAUCAGUCGACCAACCCUCGAUGCCGCUCUAUACGAAGGACCACUUGCACGCGAGCCCAAUAAAUACACAAACUACCAGGCAUAUAGCUUAGUGAGCACCACCACGCCAAGCGACGCUUUGAUGCCACCUUCAACUACCACUUCUACUGCUCCAACUGACGAAGACAACACCGACCAAAUCACUACAGAAGAGAGAGAGCAAUACUUACCUCUCUUCCAUCGCUUAGUUAACCUGAAAGCUGUGAAACGCGACUUCAAGCAUGGGCGCCUAUGUAGGCAUAGUGGAAACGCUCAAAUCCUUGAGAAGGUUGGAAUUGAAGAGACCAAAAAAAUUGUCAAGCAGCUGUCCCUCAUUCACAACAAAUUUGGGUUCCAAUAUCAUCUCCUUGUCGCUGUGUGGAACCCAAACACUUCCAUGACCCGCGCUCUCUAUCAAGACGAGUUUACGUCUUGUGAGCAUUGGGCUGAACACGCCCGGUCCGAGCCCCACUUGCUCGAACGAUUUGCAAACCAGUCGACUCAGGCACCAAAACAAACCAAAAAGGCCAAAAAAACGACCAACUCCACAUAUCAAGCUAACCUCAGAAAGGACCUCAUCACUCGACUCAAUGGCCUGAUUGAAGCACACCUACCAGGUGGCCGUCAAAUUAAGUCCGAUACUCACCCUCAAGGCCCAAACCCACAAGUCACCUUACAAACCCGAAAUUAUCGAUCUGGGGCCAGCCUGGCUAUCCUUCGCCUACCGGACUCGCAAGUCACGGAUGAAAUGCUUUCAAAGGGGUGUGCAGCAGGAAAACUCCCGGAUGCUCAAGUGCAAAUAUGGAUCGAUGAUAUUGUAGCCGGAAGGUACAUGAUUGUCAAGUCAACCGACCCUCGCCUCACUACUCACCUCGACUCCCAAGAAGCCAGUGGGCCUUAG
Melampsora larici-populina 98AG31 is the source of this 1296-nucleotide messenger RNA. RefSeq lists its product as uncharacterized. Lineage: Eukaryota; Fungi; Basidiomycota; Pucciniomycetes; Pucciniales; Melampsoraceae. The transcript is spliced from 5 exons. The coding region runs from base 1 to 1296 and encodes 431 amino acids. The record is from RefSeq and is a predicted model, not a curated record.